Molecule: messenger RNA, 4424 nt
Organism: Varanus komodoensis (Komodo dragon)
Lineage: Eukaryota; Metazoa; Chordata; Lepidosauria; Squamata; Varanidae
Gene: MYO1E
Product: myosin IE
Exons: 28
Coding region: 97-3423 (1108 amino acids)
Biological process (GO): vesicle transport along actin filament; actin filament organization
Cellular component (GO): vesicle; microvillus; actin cytoskeleton
Molecular function (GO): ATP binding; microfilament motor activity; actin filament binding
Source: RefSeq, a predicted model, not a curated record
CUGCAUGGCGCGGAAGCCUCGCCGAGCCCUCCGUCGAGCUUGGGCCGGAGCGCCCUGAACGCCGCGCCCGGGAGGGGAUCGCCCGGCGCCCCAGCCAUGGGGAGCAAGGGGCACUGCCGCUAUCACUGGCAGAGCCACAACGUGAAGCAGAGUGGCGUGGAUGACAUGGUGCUUCUCUCCAAGAUCUCCGAAGACGCCAUCGUGGAGAACCUCAAGAAACGCUACAUGGAUGACUAUAUCUUUACAUACAUCGGGUCAGUCCUGAUCUCUGUGAAUCCAUUCAAGCAGAUGCCCUAUUUUGGAGAGAAAGAAAUCGAAAUGUACCAAGGAGCCGCUCAGUAUGAAAACCCGCCACAUAUCUAUGCUCUGGCAGACAAUAUGUACCGAAACAUGAUAAUCGACAGAGAGAACCAGUGUGUGAUAAUCAGUGGCGAAAGUGGAGCUGGGAAGACUGUAGGAGCCAAGUACAUUAUGAGUUACAUCUCCAAAAUUUCAGGAGGCGGCCCUAAAGUGCAGCACGUGAAGGACAUUAUUCUGCAGUCAAAUCCUCUGCUGGAGGCUUUUGGGAAUGCCAAGACAGUUCGAAACAACAAUUCCAGCAGAUUUGGGAAAUACUUUGAAAUCCAGUUUAGUCCAGGUGGGGAACCAGAUGGAGGCAAGAUAUCCAACUUCCUGCUGGAGAAAUCGCGGGUGGUCAUGAGGAAUCCUGGGGAAAGGAGCUUCCACAUUUUUUACCAGCUGAUUGAAGGGGCUUCCGUGGAGCAGAAGUCCACCCUCGGCAUCACUAGCAUGGACUAUUAUCACUAUCUGAGUCUCUCAGGAUCCUACAAAGUGGAGGACAUCAAUGACAAAUUGGAUUUCCAGGAAACACUGCACGCCAUGAACGUGAUCGGGAUCUUUGCGGACGAGCAGGCUUUGGUGCUGCAGAUCGUGGCUGGGGUACUCCACCUGGGCAAUAUAAGCUUCAAAGAAGUGGGCAACUAUGCUGCUGUGGAGAGCGAGGAGUUCUUGGCGUUUCCAGCCUUCCUUCUGGGUAUUGACCAGGGCCGCCUCAAAGAGAAGCUGACCAGCCGGCAGAUGGACAGCAAGUGGGGGGGCAAGUCGGAAUCCAUCCAUGUGACCCUCAACGUGGAGCAGGCCUGCUACACCAGGGAUGCCCUGGCCAAGGCGCUUCAUGCCAGAGUCUUUGACUACUUGGUGGAUUCUAUUAAUAAAGCUAUGGAAAAAGAUCAUGAAGAAUAUAAUAUUGGGGUCCUGGACAUCUAUGGCUUUGAAAUAUUUCAGAAAAAUGGAUUCGAACAGUUUUGCAUCAAUUUUGUCAAUGAAAAGCUGCAGCAGAUCUUUAUUGAACUGACACUGAAGGCAGAACAGGAAGAAUAUGUGCAAGAAGGGAUCCGUUGGACGCCCAUAGACUACUUCAACAACAAGGUCGUUUGUGACCUCAUAGAGAAUAAAGUGAAUCCACCGGGGAUUAUGAGCAUUCUGGAUGACGUCUGUGCCACGAUGCAUGCGGUGGGGGAGGGAGCUGACCAGACCUUGCUGCAGAAGCUCCAGAUGCAGAUUGGGACGCAUGAGCACUUCAACAGCUGGAAUCAGGGCUUCAUCAUCCACCAUUAUGCUGGAAAGGUGUCCUAUGACAUGGAUGGAUUCUGCGAGAGGAACCGAGAUGUUCUUUUCAUGGACUUAAUUGAACUCAUGCAAAGCAGUGAAUUGCCUUUUAUAAAGGCUCUUUUUCCAGAAAACCUCCAAGCCGAUAAGAAAGGCCGGCCGACGACUGCUGGCAGCAAAAUCAAGAAACAAGCCAAUGACCUUGUUGGAACCCUGAUGAAAUGCACGCCUCAUUACAUCCGCUGCAUAAAGCCAAAUGAAACAAAAAAGCCUCGAGACUGGGAAGAAAGCAGGGUAAAGCACCAAGUGGAGUAUCUUGGGCUUAAAGAAAAUAUUCGAGUACGGCGAGCCGGUUACGCUUAUAGGCGAGCGUUCCAGAAAUUCUUACAAAGGUAUGCCAUCCUGACCAAAGCAACCUGGCCUUCCUGGAAAGGGGAUGAGAAGCAGGGUGUUCUUCACCUGCUCCACUCUGUAAAUAUGGACCCUGACCAGUACCAGCUUGGGAGAACAAAAAUCUUCAUCAAAGCUCCUGAGUCUCUCUUUUUGUUGGAAGAGAUGAGAGAACGGAAAUACGAUGGCUACGCUCGGGCAAUCCAGAAGGCGUGGCGGAAAUACGUGGCCAAGAAGAAAUAUGUGCAAAUGAGAGAAGAAGCUUCCGAUCUGCUGUUGAACAAGAAGGAGAGAAGGCGAAACAGCAUCAACAGGAACUUUGUGGGGGACUACAUAGGCAUGGAGGAGCAUCCGGAGCUGCGGCAGUUUGUGGGCAAGCGGGAAAAGAUAGAUUUUGCGGAUACCGUCACCAAGUACGACAGGAGGUUUAAGGGCAUUAAGCGAGACCUCAUUCUCUCUCCGAAAUGCGUGUACCUGAUCGGGCGUGAAAAGGUCAAGCAGGGCCCAGAGAAAGGCCAGGUGAAGGAGGUGCUCAAGCGACGGAUUGAGGUGGAGAGAAUCCUCUCCAUUUCGCUAAGCACAAUGCAGGAUGACCUCUUCGUCGUGCACGAGCAGGAAUACGACAGUCUCCUCGAAUCUGUCUUCAAGACAGAGUUCCUCAGCCUGUUGUCAAAGCGCUACGAGGAGAAGACACAAAGGAGGCUGCCUCUGAAGUUCAGCAACACGCUUGACGUGAAGUUGAAGAAGGAGAGCUGGGGGCCCUGGAAGGCGGGCGGCUCUCGGCAGGUGCAGUUCAGCCAAGGCCAGGGAGACGUGGCUGUCCUCAAGCCAAGCAAUAAAGUGCUGCAGGUCAGCAUUGGGCCCGGACUCCCAAAGAACUCCCGCCCCACCAGACGGUCCACCGCCCAGAGCAGAGGAUGGACAAGCAGGACGCAGGGGCACACCUACCCCCUGAGGGCUGCGCCGCCGCCGCCUGGUCUUCAUCAGAACGGGAUGAUAAAAAUCCCACCGCACACACCACACUCUCAAGGUCUAGCACGCCAGCGAGGCAGCCAACGGAGUCUGUACACUUCUAUGGCGUGCCCGCCUUUGCCGCAGGUCUCUGGUGGAUCGGGCAGAGUUUCCCAGCAGCUGGGCAGUCUGGAUUUCCUCAAAGUACCCGAUCAGGGUGCUGCCGGCGCUCGCAGGCAGACUACAAGCCGCCCCCCUCCCGCAGGCGGCAGGCCCAAGCCGCAGCCCAAACCAAAGCCUCAGGUACCCCAGUGCAGAGCACUGUAUGCCUAUGAUGCUCAGGACACAGACGAACUCAGCUUUAACGCCAAUGACUUAAUCGAUAUCAUCAGAGAAGAUCCCUCAGGCUGGUGGACAGGCAGGCUAAGAGGGAAACAAGGACUCUUUCCGAACAAUUACGUGACCAAGGUGUAAUCCUGCAGGCGGAGAGGCCCUUCUCAAGCACAAGGUGCCCGUGGAGAGUUUCCAACCCUUCUGAUCGACACCAUCACCACCACUGUUGCAUCAGUGAAGUUCAGAGGUGGCAUGUGGGCACGAGAGAGUCUGCUUAUUCUCCCAGAAGCCAAAGCACAUGCCUCAGAGGCCCCCCGAAAUACCAAACCAAGGAAUUAUUUAUUUUAUUUAAUGCUUUUUUUUGCAUGAAGGAUGAGGAGCGGGUCUAAAUUACAUUCCAUUCGUUUCUUAAAGUUCCAGAUGCAGCAGGUGCUUUGCAAGGACUUCAGAAGAAUUCCCCUUUUUUUCCAAGUGCCUUUAGUUGCUCUGUUGACUCUCUCCUAAAUUAUGUAACACAAUAAUGGCAUUAUAUGCACAUUUCCUCUGUUGAUGACCCCUCAGAGGAGCUCAGUAAUAAGUUAUGCUGCUACCUGCCUUAGAAAUGUAGGUUUUUAACAUUGUAUUUCUUCUGGAAUCUUGUUGUUUUCUCCUGCCCCAACAUAUUUUGAAAGACAUCAAAACAUUCUUGCCCAGGUUUGCUUGUGAACUUCGGAGAUUCCAAAAGGGCCUUGCAGCCCAAGGAAGAGACAGUAUUGCAUUGUAUCCCAUAAAUGGUUCAUGUGGCUGGUCCAUGUUGAGGCUAACUAUUGCAGUAUGUCUUGAGGUGCACACUCCCCCCGCUCACCUCCUCCAAGGAAACUAAACUAAGGUUAAGAUCAUAUAACAAUGUACUUUUAAAAAUCAGUAAGAGGUAAAUCUGUAUGAAUGCACCCUAAUCCUAUCCAUAAAGGUGGCUUGAUUAGUAUUUUGGGGCCUGGUACUUCAGCAUACACACUAUGAAGAGAUGAAGCCAGUGUUAAGAAAGCUCCGAGUGAGUCCAGCUGCCCCUCCACACUUAUGGAUGAUGUUGCUUACCCACUGCAUGUCCUCGGUUUAUCCAAAUGCUUUCUCAACCACCAUCAAUAAAAACGUAGGAACUCCUA